AUGGUAGUCACAAGAGGCCAAGCGGAACGUGAUGAACAAGCGGCAGCGCUAGAUGAAAAAUCACCACAGUCACCGUCAAUGAAUAGGGUGGGCCCCCAGGAACAUCGGAGCCCCGGUGACACCGUACCCUCCACACGCCGCGGAUAUCAGGUUGAAAAUUGGACGGCCGGCGCCGAACAAUUCGCCGGGCCGUCAACCGCCACCGCAAUGAGGCAAGAAGUCACACAAUAUAGAAGAGGAACACCGACACCGUCCGUACAAUCUAUAAGAAGCGUGCAGGACGAGGCGACGCAACUAGCUGACAUGGAUCCUAAAAUGGACAAUCGUACACGUCAGAAGCUAGCAAUGAACACUGCCGCCUCGAACAGAUAUUCAGCAGACCCAGGGGAACCAGAACAGAACGAACAUCGUGUCCAGGAGUGGUUGAAACAAAAUGGACCACCCACGGACAACAUACGAGGGGAGUCGGUAUUUAUAAGUACCAAACCGACUCGCCACGAGAACGGGGAACAAUUAAAAACCCCGAUCAAGACACAGAACAAUGAAGACCAGCAUCGACGAUCAUCAACACCGACGGACAUAAUGGAACGAGCCUUAGACAAGCUAACGAGCGCGGUAGAAUUUCUGAUGAAGUCCAGGCCACCACCACGACAAGCUACUGAUUUACCCAUAUUUACUGGCUCGCCGUGGGAAUGGCUUCAAUUCCGCGCAGCUAUGACGGAGACGACAGCACUGUAUCGUUUUACAGCAGUCGAAAACAUAGCGAGAUUGCGAAACAGUCUGCGGGGUCAAGCUAGAGAAAUUGUAGCACCGUUGCUAAAUGCCUCGACCCAUCCAGAUCGUAUUAUGGAAACGCUGGAACAAUGCUUCGGUCAUCCCGAAAUAAUAGCCGAUCGUGCUAUUGAAGACUUGAAGCGACUGCCACGACCAGGGCAGUCCACUAGCGAAUUUAAUGCAUUCGCAGUUAAAGUACAAAACAUCGUAACAGUUCUGAGUCAAGUAAAAAAAGGUUAUCUGUUCAACCCGAUGCUGACCAGGGAAGUACUGGAGAAAAUGAGUCCCCAUCAACGAUCGAACUGGUAUAUAUUUGCAGAGAAAAAUGAGAAGCAGGAUAUACCAGACAUAAUUCAACUUUCAAACCAUCUUACGCAAGAGGCGAGAAGGGCUAUGAAAUAUGGAUAUUCGGCGCCUACAUACGUAAAAAAAGAAAUACCGCGAUCACCCACGAUGCAUGGGCAGACAGCGAUACCGCCUAGGAAUAAGAGACAUGUUUUUACAGUUGAAACUGUAGAAAAUGAGAAUAAGGGACACACGAUUGUGUGCCCAGACUGCAGAGGACAACACAAGUUAACAGUUUGUCCUGAAUUCACAACAAAAACAAUCGAUCAACGAUGGAACGUUGUUAAAAAAGGCAGUCUGUGUUUUAAAUGUCUCGUAAGUAAAAAUAAACGUCACAAUUGCGAAGCAAUAUCGUGCGGCGUCAGCACGUGUAAGCUUCGCCACCACCCGCUGCUGCACCAACACACAGGGCUCAGCGCAAACACCGGUGACAACGCUGAAGACAUCGACAACGAAGCGGUUACGACAACGACAGUUGACAAGAGUACCGACAUCAAAUUAAAAGUAUGUCCAGUCACUGUAAUUGGCCCGAAAGGAAAACAAAGAAUAUAUGCACUGUUCGAUGAGGGAUCUACAGUUACGCUAUUGGAUGAAAAAAUAGCAAAAGCAGUGGGGGCGGACGGACCGAUUCACCCACUAAACAUGCAUGGAAUAAAUGCUGACCGAUGCGAAAUAAAUAGUCGAUCGGUACAGAUUAAGAUACAAGGACAGAGCCGACGCAAAUAUAAAAUAAAUGCAAGAACCGUCACAGAAAUGAAGCUCACUAGUCAGUCUAUACCUAAACGACUGUUAGAUUUAAAUCAUUUAAAGGAUUUAAAUCCGAAUAAGUUAUGCUACGAUAAUGAGUGCCCACAGUUGCUAAUCGGAUCGGACAACUGGCAGCUUAUCGUUACAAGAAAAUUAAAAAUGGGUAGGAGAAACGAGCCAGCCGCGUCAUUAACGCAGUUAGGCUGGGUACUGCACGGUACCACUCCCCGCGUAACGAACAAAAGGGACUCGGCACAGGUGCUGCAUGUUACAACAGUAGCAGAAAAUAAACGGUUGCACGAGCACGUCGAGCAACACUUCGACACCGACGCGUUGGCUAUAGAGAAAAAAAAUGAAGAUAAAGUCGACAGAUCAACGAGCAAUUAA
Molecule: messenger RNA, 2253 nt
Organism: Achroia grisella
Lineage: Eukaryota; Metazoa; Arthropoda; Insecta; Lepidoptera; Pyralidae
Exons: 1
Coding region: 1-2253 (750 amino acids)
Source: RefSeq, a predicted model, not a curated record